This is a messenger RNA of Solanum verrucosum, 1946 nucleotides long. RefSeq names its product T-complex protein 1 subunit zeta 1. The coding region runs from base 121 to 1728 and encodes 535 amino acids. The transcript has 15 exons. Gene Ontology annotation, biological process: protein folding. NCBI's taxonomy places the organism in Eukaryota, Viridiplantae, Streptophyta, Magnoliopsida, Solanales, Solanaceae. The record is from RefSeq and is a predicted model, not a curated record. Gene Ontology annotation, molecular function: ATP binding; ATP hydrolysis activity; ATP-dependent protein folding chaperone. Gene Ontology annotation, cellular component: chaperonin-containing T-complex.
GAACCCUUCCACUUCCACAAAGCCCUUAAACCCUCUCAGUUCAAAAGCUUGUUCGUUUUCUCUGUAAACUCUCCAUUAUCGAUCUGGGAUCUGGUGUAGCUUCCAUUUCUUUUGGCGGAGAUGUCUGUUAAGGUUCUGAAUCCAAAUGCAGAGGUGCUCAACAAAUCUGCGGCGCUUCACAUGAACAUCAACGCCGCCAAGGGUUUACAGGAUGUUCUCAAGACUAAUCUCGGUCCUAAAGGAACCAUCAAGAUGCUUGUUGGUGGUGCUGGUGACAUUAAGCUUACUAAGGAUGGGAAUACGUUGUUGAAAGAGAUGCAAAUUCAGAACCCAACUGCAGUAAUGAUUGCUAGGACUGCUGUAGCUCAAGAUGAUACUAGUGGGGAUGGUACUACAUCUACUGUGCUUUUCAUUGGGGAGCUCAUGAAACAAUCUGAACGAUGCAUAGAUGAAGGGAUGCAUCCUCGUGUGCUAGUUGAUGGUUUUGAAAUUGCAAAAAGAGCAACUCUACAAUUUCUUGAAAAAUUUAAGACUCCUGUAGUAAUGGGUAAUGAGCCAGAUAAAGAGAUAUUGAAGAUGGUUGCAAGAACGACAUUGAGAACAAAGUUGUACGAGUCACUGGCUGAUCAGCUGACUGACAUUGUUGCGAAUUCUGUGCUCUGCAUUCGCAAGCCUGAUGAAGCUAUUGAUCUUUUUAUGGUUGAGAUAAUGCACAUGCGUCACAAAUUCGAUGUAGACACUCGUUUGGUUGAGGGCCUUGUACUUGAUCAUGGUUCAAGACAUCCAGACAUGAAAAGGCGAGCAGAGAACUGUUACAUUUUGACUGCUAAUGUCUCUCUUGAAUAUGAGAAGAGUGAAGUAAAUGCAGGUUUUUUCUACUCAAAUGCAGAGCAGAGAGAGGCGAUGGUUGCUGCAGAACGGCGUUCUGUUGAUGAGAGGGUGCAAAAGAUAAUUGACCUAAAGAACCAGGUCUGCGCUGGAAAUGACAAGAAUUUUGUUGUUAUCAAUCAGAAGGGGAUUGAUCCUCCAUCUCUUGAUCAACUUGCUCGGGAAGGAAUAAUCGCACUUCGGAGGGCAAAGAGGAGAAAUAUGGAACGUUUGGUUUUGGCUUGUGGCGGGGAGGCGGUUAACUCUGUUGAUGACUUAACUCCUGAGUGCCUUGGCUGGGCUGGGCUGGUCUAUGAGCAUGUUCUUGGUGAAGAGAAGUAUACCUUUGUAGAAAAUGUCAAAAAUCCUCAUUCUUGUACAAUUCUUAUCAAAGGGCCUAAUGACCACACAAUAGCUCAAAUCAAGGAUGCAGUUCGUGAUGGACUAAGGGCAGUAAAAAAUACCAUUGAAGAUGAAGCAGUUAUACUCGGUGCCGGCGCCUUUGAAGUUGCGGCUCGACAACACCUUAUUAACGAAGUGAAAAAGACUGUCAAGGGGCGUGCCCAACUUGGAGUGGAAGCUUUUGCUAAUGCCCUCCUUGUUAUACCAAAGACACUUGCUGAGAACUCUGGCCUUGAUACUCAAGAUGUGAUCAUUGCUCUAACGGGAGAGCAUGACAAAGGAAAUGUUGUCGGACUAAAUCAACACACUGGAGAACCUGUAGAUCCACAAAUGGAGGGGAUAUUUGAUAAUUAUUCCGUGAAGCGUCAGAUUGUUAAUUCUGGGCCUGUUAUAGCAUCUCAGCUGUUACUUGUUGAUGAAGUAAUUCGUGCUGGACGAAACAUGAGGAAACCGACUUAGUUUUUCCUGUCUGAAAAUACUUCACUUUCGGAAUUAUCAGAGAAAAUGAUGGAAAAAACGAAGGUGGAGAUAGAUGAAAUAGGCGUGGAGAGUAGGGUGUGUUCGUCGGUCAGUUUGGUAUUGUUCUGAAAGAUUUUCCUUAUGUAUUUUUUGGUUUUCCAGUUUUUCUAAUUUUCCAAUGUCAUAUUGAAAUAAAAUUCGAUAUGGUUUGGUUUUCU